ACUUGAAGAUACAUCUCAAUAAGUUAUUAAAGAUAUUUCAAGUAUUUUUCGUCGAAAAUUAAGUUUGAAAAAACGAUGUACGAAGCAAUAAAUGUAUUAAUUCUCUUUUUGGUUACUAGCACCAACGCUGCCAGCGUCGAAAAAAACUGCGUCAUUAGUGAGUUUUCGUUAGUAGAUGAUGUUAUUAAAAAUUGUACAGAUAUAAAAAUUUCCAAUCUACACGUACCGGCCAACCAAGGGCUAAAUCUCAAUUUGAAAAAUGGAACGAACCUCGUAUUCGAAGGACGAACUUAUUUCGAUUAUUACGAAUGGCAAGGUCCUUUGAUCACCAUAAAAGGACACGAUCUAACUAUAACAGGAGAAAAAGGAUCUGUUUUGGACGGUCAGGGAGAAUUAUAUUGGGACACUUUUGGUGGCAACGGAGGUAUCGCUAAACCAAAAUUUAUGAGAUUGGAAGUGACCGAAUCUAUCGCUGAACGUAUUAAUAUCAAAAAUUGUCCUGUCCAUUGCAUUUCCGUUAAAUCUAAUGAUCUAAUUAUAAAUGAAUGGACCAUAGAUGUAUCCGAAGGAGACAAAAAAAAUUUCACCGGCCACAACACCGACGGUUUCGAUUUAAGUGGCACCAACUUAGUCAUCAAAAACAGCACGGUGCUAAAUCAGGACGAUUGUGUGGUCGUUAACGUCGGCGCGAAUAUUCUCAUCAGUAACAUGGUAUGUAGCGGUGGUCAUGGUUUGAGCAUCUCCGUAGGCUUCAGCAACGAUUUCAGUGCGAAUUCAGUUUCUAAUAUCACAUUCGAAAAUUGUUUAGUGAGUAAUUCUCCUAACGGUAUACACGUCAAAACGCAUUCCGAUAGUGGACCGGGACUUGUCCACAAUAUCACUUAUAGGAAUAUUGAAUUGAAAAAUAUCCACAAUUUUGGCAUCAACAUUCAACAAGAUUACGAGAAUGGUGAAGCUACCGGAAAUCCGGGAUCUAAUAUUCCAAUUGUUGAUUUAACUCUCGAAAAUAUUCACGGAAAUAUGCAAAGUUAUAAUAAUUCCCCGACGUUGGAAGCUUUGAUUCUAUGCGGCGAAGGAGCUUGUACUAAUUGGCAAUUUAGCGAUAUAAAUAUUACAGGAGCUAAAAACGGCAGUUACUGUAAUUAUCAACCGGAAGGAUAUAUUUGUCCCGAUAAUUCAAAAAAAAUAUUUAUUUGAAUACAAAUUUCAUUAUAAUAAAUAUAUUACGUUGCAUGAUAUAAAA
Messenger RNA from Diorhabda carinulata, 1243 nucleotides. Its product is annotated as polygalacturonase-like. Gene Ontology annotation, molecular function: polygalacturonase activity. Bases 76 to 1197 code for a protein of 373 amino acids. Gene Ontology annotation, cellular component: extracellular region. The transcript has 4 exons. Gene Ontology annotation, biological process: pectin catabolic process. Lineage: Eukaryota; Metazoa; Arthropoda; Insecta; Coleoptera; Chrysomelidae. The record is from RefSeq and is a predicted model, not a curated record.